Messenger RNA from Bombyx mori (domestic silkworm), 1542 nucleotides. RefSeq lists its product as uncharacterized. The record is from RefSeq and is a predicted model, not a curated record. The coding region runs from base 1 to 1542 and encodes 513 amino acids. NCBI's taxonomy places the organism in Eukaryota, Metazoa, Arthropoda, Insecta, Lepidoptera, Bombycidae. The transcript has a single exon.
AUGAAAGAGAAGUUUUGGGUUGAGUUUGACUUGCUGAUGAUGGAUAUUCCUGACUCAGAAGAGAUAUAUGUGGGUGCAGACUUCAAUGGGCAUGUAGGACAAAGGAAUGAUAGAUAUGAAAGAGUGCAUGGAGGAUAUGGGUUUGGUACUAGAAAUGAGGAAGGUGAAAUGUUGUUGGAAGCUGCUUUAGCGUUUGAUCUAGCAAUAGCUAACACAUUUUUCACUAAACGCAAGGAACAUCUUAUAACAUGCAAAAGUGGAAACUGCAACACCCAGGUGGAUUAUUUUUUGAUCCGACGACAUAAAAUUACUUCUGUUAAAAACUGCAAAAUUAUCCCGGGUGAAUCCUUAGCUCCUCAACACCGUUUAUUAGUAUUGGACUCUAAGCAUUACAUACGCAAACAAACAAGCAAUUCCAAACCGGUCCCGAGAAUAAAAUGGCAUAUGAUUGGGAACACAGAAUGUGGUGAAAAAUUUAGAAAACAAGUAGUAGAUAAAAUGAUAGAAAUGAAAGAUUUGAGUGGACGAACGGUGAAUGAAUGUUGGAAUGAAAUGGCUGAGUGCAUAAGGAAUGUGGCAAAAAGUGUGUUUGGAAUGUCAACGGGAAAGAAAAUUAAAGAUAAAGAAACUUGGUGGUGGAGCGACGACGUUCAAAAAGCGCUUAAAGAAAAGAAAAAGACCUUUAAGAAAUUGCAGAACACAGAUUUCCCAGAUUUGGUGACGAAAGAGAAGUUAAAAACAGCAUAUAAAGAGAGCAAGAGGGCAGCAAAAAAGGCUGUAGCUAUUGCCAGGGCCAAGGCACAGGAUGCAUUGUAUGAGUCACUAGAAAGACCUGAAGGACAAAAACACAUUUAUAGGAUAGCCAAAGCAAGAGAGAAGGAUGGAAGAGAUUUUAACCACAUUAAGUGCGUGAAAGAUAGUGCUGGAAGAGUGUUAACAAAUGAUGAGGAAAUAAGAGAUAGAUGGAAGAGGUAUUUUGAAAGGUUGAUGAAUGAAGAGAAUGACUGGAGUGGUGAACUGCAAAAUGUUCCGAUAAAUACUGGUGUAGUAAGGGAAAUAAGUAUGCAAGAAGUACGAAAGGCUGUACAAGAUAUGAAGAAUGGAAAAUCUACUGGACCAGAUGGUAUUCCAAUAGAAGUGUGGAAGUUUCUGAAAGCGGAUGGAUGCACGUGGCUGACUUUAUUCUUCAAUAAAUUGUUUCAAGAAGAGGCCAUGCCUGACGAGUGGUGCAAAAGUUCACUCGUGCCUGUAUUUAAGAGCAAAGGUGACAUACAGGUAUGCGACAAUUAUAGAGGAAUAAAGCUCAUGUCACAUAGUAUGAAAGCUUGGGAGAAAGUGAUAGCGAGAAGAAUGAGAGAUGAGAGUGAGGUAUCACAGAACCAAUUCGGGUUCAUGCCGGGACGCAGUACAACGGACGCCAUUUUUUCCCUGCGCCAAUUGUGCGAAAAAUAUCGCCGUGCAAGUAAAAAUGUGCACAUGGUGUUUGUUGAUUUAGAAAAGCGUAUGAUAGGGUUCCCCGUGAGGUUUUGUGGUGGAGCAUGA